AUGGGAACUUCUUCAUCUAAAAAUCGAAGAGAUGUAAAUAGUUUCGAUACAAUUUCACAAUAUGUUUUCUCAGUUACUGGUGUACCUAAAAAAUUUGAUCGUGAAGAAGAACAAGCAGGGUUACGCCAUUGCAUUGUUAGAGAACUCUUUAAUGAAAAUUUCUCUUCACCUAUUAGGAAUGAAUUAACUCUUGGCGGUCUCAAGGUGUUAGAUAUUGGUUGUGGUUUUGGCACAUGGAUGUUUGAAAUGUCGUCAGAUUUCCAAAAGUGUCAAUUUGUUGGAGUGGAUAAAACGUCUCAGUGUUUUAUUGUUAAUAAGCCAAAAAAUGUGGAUUUUGUCACUGCAGACAUUAAUAAUGGACUUCCAUUUCCUAACGAAUCAUUUGACUUUAUUCACAUUCGACACUUGGUUUAUGAUUUGCAAGAUAAGGAAUGGGAUUCAUUAAUUCGGGAAAGUGUUCGAGUUCUAAGGCCUGGAGGUUAUAUUGAGAUAACCGAAAUGGAAAUGGUCACAAAGAAUUUCGGUCCUAAUAUGGCUAAGUUGGCAAAAAAAUGUAUAUUUAUAAUUGAUAGAGUUGAAGAUCUCAUGAAAUCUAAUAAUUUACAAAAUAUUGUUCGUUAUGAGCGUCAUUUUCCUAUCGGAACAUGGAAUAGUGAUGUGGGAAACGCGUUUUCAACAUACACUUGUGAUACAUUGCGCUCUGCUAUAACAACAUUUAAUGGUCCAAAAGAUAUUGAUAAUGAGUUAAGAAGUUUAAUAGCUGAGGCCAACAU
This is a messenger RNA of Dentiscutata heterogama, 773 nucleotides long. Lineage: Eukaryota; Fungi; Glomeromycota; Glomeromycetes; Diversisporales; Gigasporaceae. The record is from the annotation of a GenBank genome assembly.